This is a messenger RNA of Pyrgilauda ruficollis (rufous-necked snowfinch), 330 nucleotides long. RefSeq names its product rhomboid-related protein 1-like. The annotation marks the transcript as partial. Gene Ontology annotation, cellular component: membrane. NCBI's taxonomy places the organism in Eukaryota, Metazoa, Chordata, Aves, Passeriformes, Passeridae. Gene Ontology annotation, molecular function: serine-type endopeptidase activity. The record is from RefSeq and is a predicted model, not a curated record. The transcript is spliced from 2 exons.
UUCCCGCAGAACUGGGCCGGGAUGCGCUGUCCCUACAAGCUGCUGCGGAUGGUGCUGGCGCUGGUGUGCAUGAGCUCCGAGGUCGGUCGCGCCGUCUGGCUCCGCUUCUCGCCGCCGCUGCCGGCCUCGGGCCCGCAGCCCAGCUUCAUGGCGCACCUGGCGGGGGCCAUCGUGGGCAUCAGCAUGGGGCUGACCAUCCUGCGCAGCUACGAGGAGAGCCUGCAGGACCAGUGCGGCUGGUGGGUGCUGCUGCUGUCCUACGGCACCUUCCUGCUCUUCGCCGUCUUCUGGAACAUCUUCGCCUACGACCUGCUGGGGGCACAGAUCCCC